AUGAGAGAGACUGAGGGUUUUGAGGAGGAGACAUCAGUAAAUAUAGUGAACGAGAUUGUGACCAUGGGCCAAAAUAUGAGCUUGGAGGAUAAGGCGGAGCUGGUGGAGGACCAUGGCCCAGAAGAUCUUAUUGAAUUGCAGCAGGAACAUUCUGGAGAGGAGGAAGAGGAGAGGAAAGAUGUAUCAAGUGUUCAAAUCAAAGCCAUUUGCAGUGGGGCCACUGCUGUAGUACAAGCAGCUCUCUGCAAACCCAAGAAGGAGAGGGUGGCAAUAAAGCGAAUCAAUCUGGAGAAAUGCAACACCAGCAUGGACGAGCUCCUGAAAGAGAUUCAAGCCAUGAGUCAGUGCAAUCACCCCAAUGUCGUGACCUAUUUCACCUCAUUUGUUGUGAAGGAUGAACUCUGGUUGGUCAUGAAGUUGCUGAGCGGAGGCUCUAUGUUGGAUAUAAUCAGGAGAACAAUCAGCAACAAUGAACACAAGACUGGCGUGCUAGAUGAGCCAGUAAUAGCAACAGUGUUAAAAGAAGUGUUGGAAGGCUUGGAUUAUCUGCAUAGGAAUGGACAAAUUCACAGGGAUGUUAAAGCCGGUAAUAUUCUGCUUGGUGAUGAUGGGUCUAUACAAAUUGCAGAUUUUGGAGUCAGUGCCUUUCUAGCUGCUGGUGGAGAUAUGACCAGAAAUAAAGUGCGUAAAACCUUUGUUGGAACUCCAUGUUGGAUGGCCCCAGAAGUGAUGGAACAGGUGCGAGGUUAUGACUUCAAAGCAGAUAUCUGGAGUUUUGGAAUAACAGCGAUUGAAUUGGCAACCGGAACAGCGCCAUAUCACAAGUACCCACCGAUGAAGGUUCUGAUGGUGACACUGCAGAAUGACCCUCCUACUCUCGAGACAGGAGUAGAGGACAAGGAAAUGGUCAAGAAGUAUGGCAAGUCCUUCCGUAAACUGAUUGCCCUGUGCCUGCAAAAAGAGCCAGCAAAGAGGCCGACAGCAGCAGAGCUUCUGAAGCACAAAUUCUUCCAGAAAUCAAAGAAUAAAGAAUAUCUGAUGGAGAAGUUAUUGGGCCAGUCGUUAGGUGGCGGGCACAAGGACACAAAGGUGAGACGGCUCCAGGGAUCAAGUGGCCAUCUGUACAAAACAGAGGAUGGAGGUUGGGAAUGGAGUGAUGAUGAAUCAGGUGAUGCAUUUGAUGAACGGAAGCCUACAGCCUUUCAGAAAACUGAACAAUCAGAAAGUCCAUCUCAUCUAAGUAAUGAAGAUAGUUCUGUCCAUCUAGUCCUGCGACUACGGAAUUUACGAAGGGAGUUAAAUGAUAUCAGAUUUGAGUUCACUCCAGGAAGGGACUCUGCGGUUGGUGUUUCUCAGGAGCUCGUCUCUGCUGGUUUGGUAGACGAGUUUGACAUGAUGGUUGUAGCCAACAACCUGCAGAGACUAAUAGAUGAUCCUCAUUCAAACAGGAGCCUCACAUUCAGACUGGUCUCUGGCUGUGAGGGCUACAGCCCAGAUGAAACCAAACUCAUUGGAUUUGCACAGCUCAGCAUAAGAUGA
Molecule: messenger RNA, 1539 nt
Organism: Hemiscyllium ocellatum (epaulette shark)
Lineage: Eukaryota; Metazoa; Chordata; Chondrichthyes; Orectolobiformes; Hemiscylliidae
Product: STE20/SPS1-related proline-alanine-rich protein kinase-like
Exons: 16
Coding region: 1-1539 (512 amino acids)
Biological process (GO): protein phosphorylation
Molecular function (GO): protein serine/threonine kinase activity; ATP binding
Source: RefSeq, a predicted model, not a curated record